This is a messenger RNA of Syngnathus typhle (broad-nosed pipefish), 2587 nucleotides long. Its product is annotated as dynein axonemal heavy chain 12-like. NCBI's taxonomy places the organism in Eukaryota, Metazoa, Chordata, Actinopteri, Syngnathiformes, Syngnathidae. Bases 208 to 2142 code for a protein of 644 amino acids. The record is from RefSeq and is a predicted model, not a curated record. The transcript has 13 exons. Gene Ontology annotation, cellular component: cytoplasm. Gene Ontology annotation, biological process: intracellular signal transduction. Gene Ontology annotation, molecular function: protein binding.
AGUGCACACAGCCGCUCGCUCUCAUCACAAGACAACACGGCGCUAACGUAGCCGAGAUUAACUUUUGAAGCGAUAUGAGAUUUGAGUUCGAAAGAGUAUCCAGAACAACACUCGGUCGGACAAGCCAAGUCGCUCUCAAAAGCUCAACUACUUUCAUCUUCAAAAGGUCACAAGGAGACGACGUGGCAACCAAAGUGUGGAUCAUUAAUGAUGGAGGACGAAGAGGACGCAGCCAUGCAGUACAUGAUUCAACAAAGUCUUCUGGAAGCUAACAAACACAAGCAAGAAUGCACAAGUCCCACAUCAACACACAACUCAAAGGGUGCAGACAGCAUGUCCAUAUUCACCGCCAUCAGGCAAGGGCGUGAGAAGUUGGUGGAGGAUCUGAGCAUCAACCACAAAGAGGUCUUCCUCCAGACGGACAUCCGAGGAUGGACGCCCCUCCACGAGGCUUCUGUCCAGAGCAACCGAGCCAUCCUGGAGCUCACCUACGCAGCGUCAGGUGACGACACGGCAGAUCAUCAAACAGCGCGUGGCGAGACGCCGCUCUUCCUGGCCGUGGAGCGAGGCCUCGUGGACAACGCCGACUUCCUCCUCGGCCACGGGGCACGGCCUGACACGCAGAACCGAGACCAGGACUCGCCGCUGCUCAUAGCUGUGCGUUCGGGUUGCACUGACCUGGCCCGCCGGCUACUCCAGAGGGGCGCGGCAGUCAACCAGAAGAGCCAACACAACCGGCGGCCCCUCCAUGAGGCCUCGCGGCUGGGUGACGCGGAGAUGGCCAGCCUGCUGCUGGAAGCCGGGGCCACACUGGACGCCCGCAGCCGCUUCGGUCUCACGGCGUUGGCUCUGGCCGCUCAGGCGGGACAUCUGCAGGUGAUGGAACUCCUCCUCAGGAAAGGAGCAGACGUGCUGUCCCAGGCUCAGGACGAGGCGUCGGUGCUGUACGAGGCGUGCGCCGGUGACAACGUGUCGGCCUUGGAGCUUCUGCUGGAAUACGGCGCCGACGCCAACGUGGCCAAGCAGAGCGGCCACCUGCCCAUCCACCGCGCCGCGCACAGGGGCCACCUGCAAGCUCUGAUGCUGCUGAUUCCAGUAAGUUCCAUGGAAGACAUUAACAACAGUGGCAUGAGUCCACUACACUCUGCGGCCGCUGGGGGACACCCGCGCUGCAUCAAGGCCCUGCUGGACAGAGGUUUCGACCCCAACUACAUGUUGCAUCCGUGCGUGCGUCGCGGCUACGACGACGAGAGGAAGUCGGCGCUUUUCUUCGCCGUGUCCAAUAACGACGUCGCGUCAGUACGUCUCCUGCUGGAGGCUGGCGCCGUGACUAAUCAGGACCCCGUCAAGUGUCUGCAGGUGGCUUUGCGUCUUGGCAACUACGAGUUGAUCCAAAUGUUGCUGCGGUACGGCGCCAACGUCAACUUUUACUCCAGAAUCAACACCACGCACUUCCCCUCGGCCUUGCAGUACGCGCUCAACGAUGAGGUGGUUGUGAGGAUGCUGUGUAACUAUGGCUACCACGUGGAGCGUUGCUUCGAGUGUCCCUAUGGCAACGGGUCGCACGUGCCCGAUGACUACGAAGGCUGGACCGACACUGUCAUUAAAGACACUAUGUUCUGCGAGGUGAUCACCUUGUCGUGGUUGAGGCACCUGUCUGGUCACGUGGUCCGGGUUCUGCUAGACUACGUGGAUCACGUCAACAUGUGCAGCAAAUUGAAGGCGGCCGUCAUGGAGCAGCAGCAGUGGGGCGACAUUUGCAGGCUGCAAGGUGAACUACAAAAUAACACACACGUGGAUUUUAACAUCAGAAAACGCUCGCUGCCUGCAGCAUCUUUGCCGCCUGCGCAUCCGCCGCUGCCUGGGCCGGCUGCGUCUGCGCUCGGCCGUCUUCAUGAGCUUCCUGCCUCUGCCCACGUCGCUCAAGAACUACGUCCUGUACCGCGAGUACGACCUGCACGGCCAACUCAACAAGGAACGCACAUCAUCGUGACUCAUCCGUUUCCAUCAUGUCAAUCAUGUGAUCAAGUGAUGAACCCCCCAAAAUAUUGUGUCACAUUUGAGCAUCAUCAGGUCAAAACCCAAAUUUACAACAAAAUACAGCAAACUACACUGCAAAUGAAAAGUUAUCGUGAUACUUAAAAGUAAUGACAAAACGUUUUUCCUUUCAGACCUCUCACAUGAAGCACAAUUCAAAUUCUACCGAAAAAUUCUACCAAAAAAUACCGACAUGACUUUUUACCUUAAGAAAAUACAACAGGAAGCCAAAACCAUCUGGAAAGCUUUAAUCUCACUGUCACUGUUCUACCAAACAGUUUGGGAUUGUGACGGCUGAAAAAAGUAAAUGUAAGUUAUAGUCACGAUAACACGUGUGCGCAUGUGUGUGUGUGUGGAGUGGAGUGGAGGGGAGAGUGGCGAAGGUUCUCGAAUGUCACCUUGUGUGCGUGGGGACCCUUGUUCCUUUCAAAAUGUCCAAAACAUGUAACAUACAAGUGCAUCAAAUGCUGCGGUAAUUGCACACACUGUUUGGCUGGAGUGUCUGACGAGUACUAAUAAAAGAAUACUGCUAAACAGCCCUGAAAUGUCA